GCCGCGUGGGUCGGGGCGGCGGCGUCCCCGCUCGGACGCCGAGGAGCAAGCAUGGCCCGCCCGCGGGGGGGCCGGUCCGCCGCGCACGCCGCCCGCGCCCCGCGCCCUGCCCUGCCCGGGCCGCCGGCGCUCGCGCCCGCCGCUUAGCACUGGGCGCCGCUCGCUCGCCGGGCGCCGCGGAAAUAUCGCCGCAUUUGGACACCAUGGCGGCGGCCGCCACCCCCGGCCCCGCCGCCUGCAGCACCGACGCCUCGGGCACCAGCGGAGCGCCGCCGCCGCAGCCCCCGCCCCCAGCCGCCGCGCCGGCCCAGCUGCCGGAGCCCAGAAAGCCGCGCGUGGACCCGCGGCGCCGCCGGGCUGCCCUCUCCUUCCUCACCAGCAUCUCGCUGGACGGGCGGCCGCCGCUGCAGGACGGGGAGGGCGGCGGCGAGGACCGCGGCGCGAGGAGCCGGCUCAGCCCGCUCGCCGCGGCGGGCACGGCGCUGCCGGAGGCCGGGUCGGGGCCCUGCCUCGCCCAGCCCUCCCCGCCGCCGCCCCCGGCCCCCGGCGGCCACGCCACGCUGCCGGGACUCGCCGCCUGCGCGCCGCCGCCCGACGGGCCGGAGGAACUGGAGGAGGACGACGCCUUCGCCGGCGCGCAGGGGCCCGUGGCUGCCUUCCUGGGCCCCGCGACCCCAGGGGGCGGCGGCGGCAGCCGGGGCCGCCUCGGCUCGUUCACUCCGGGGAUCCUGCCCGUCGCCUUCGCCAGGCAGACCUCGCAGACCCUCUGCGCCCUGGAGGGCCCAGUCUGCGGCGCCGGCGCCCUGGAGCAGCUGCAGAGGUCCCGACGCCGGCUCAUCUCGCAGAGGUCCUCGCUGGAGACGCUGGAAGACAUUGAGGAGAACGCCCCCCUGCGCAGAUGUCGGACUCUCUCCGGUUCGCCCAGACCGAAGAGCUUUAAGAAGAUACAUUUCAUCAAGAACAUGCGGCAGCACGACACGAGGAACGGCAGAAUCGUCCUCCUCAGUGGCAGGCGGUCCUUCUGCAGCGUCUUCUCCGUGCUGCCGUAUCGGGACAGCGCCCAGCCCGGGGACUUGAAGUCGGACGGAGGGCGACAGUCAGCGGGUGCCGUGAGCCUGAAAGAGGUCGUUGGCCUGGAAGGCGUGGAGCUGGGCGCUGAUGGGAAGACGGUGUCCUACACCCAGUUCCUGUGGCCCACAAACGCCUUCGGAGCCCGGAGGGGCACCAUCGACUCCACCUCCUCCUUCUCCCACUUCCGCACCCUGAGCCACCGCAGCCUCUCCAUAGGGCGGGCCAGCAGCACCCAGGGGAGCCUCGACACAGGCAGCGACCUGGGAGACGUUGUGGACUACGACCCGAACCUCCUGGACGACCCCCAGUGGCCUUGUGGGAAGCACAAACGGGUCCUCAUCUUCCCUUCGUACAUGACCACAGUGAUCGCCUACGUGAAGCCCUCAGACCUCAAGAAGGACAUGAACGAGACCUUCAGGGAGAGGUUCCCUCACAUCAAGCUGACGCUCAGCAAAAUAAGGAGCCUGAAGCGCGAGAUGCGGAAGCUGGCGCAGGAGGACUGCGGCCUCGAGGAGCCCACGGUGGCCACGGCCUUCGUCUACUUCGAGAAGCUCGCCCUCAAGGGGAAGCUGAACAAGCAGAACCGGAAGCUCUGCGCGGGGGCCUGCGUGCUGCUGGCGGCCAAGAUCAGCAGCGACCUCCGGAAGCACGAGGUCAAGCACCUGAUUGAUAAGCUGGAGGAGAAGUUCCGGCUGAACAGACGCGAGCUGAUCGCCUUCGAGUUCCCCGUGUUGGUGGCCCUGGAGUUCGCCCUUCACCUGCCCGAGCACGAGGUCAUGCCCCACUACAGACGCCUGGUCCAGAGCUCCUAGCGCGGCCGGCCGGCGCUUCCUGGUGCUGCACGCUUCCUGGUGCGGGCGGAGCGGGCCGGCACUUCCUGGUUCCCCUCGGAGCUCCCAACACAGGCCCAGAGGCUGAUGCUUCCCCGCGCCAGAGGCCGCGCUGCUGCUGGAGACUCAUUCCCAAGCAGAGCUCAGCACACGGGACUCUCCUCCCAACACGCGUGUACAGAGGCUGUGCCGGGGACCUUUGCGGGAGUCUGGUCUGCUGGCCGAGAGCCCCUGGGAGCCGUGACUGCCCACCGGGGGAGGGGAGGCCUGGGCGGAAGACACGGUGGCCCUCCCGGCUCUCCACCAGCAAGAGUUCUUACCCCCCACCCCAGUCCUCCUCCUCCCGGGCACACAGACCUGCGGCUGGUCCAGCACUCUCCAGACCCACGCCAAGUCUGAGCGUCACGCUGGAGCCGAGCAGGGAAGACGGCGUGGACACGUUGGAGGGAAGCUUUGCAGAGGCCCUCACGGGGUCAGAAGAGGGGCCAGUGUCUCUACCAGCUGUUGGAGGGCACUGUCCCCGGGGGCAUGUGCCCGCGUGCGUGUCAGUGUGUCUGAGAGAUGCUGCCUCAGCCCUGAGCCCCAGCCAGCCCUGCCCCUCGGCACAGACCUCGCCCGGGGACUGCUCGCCCGGGGCCAUGAGCCCAGCUGGCCUUCACGGUGGGUUCUGGUUCUGGAGAACCUCUGAGUAGCCAUCACUCUCGGUACCAGAUUGUCUGACACCUGUGCCCCAGACCGUGACCUGGCUUCUUCACUCCACCCCCCACGGACAAAAGCCAGCCCUCGUGUUGGGGUUCCGCGGGGAGGCUGCAGGCAGCUCUGCUCCUUCCUGCAUCCUCCCUUUCUCACGUGUUUCACCCCGCCCUGGCCCAUGGGGACGGCGGGGCAGCGCUCCCUGGUGGGCUCGGUGCUCUAUGUUAGAGUGCACGCUGGCACUUUGUUGUGCUGUAUGUACAUACAUCCCCGUGUUUUAUAAAAUCCAGAACAAGGGUAAGACGCACAGUUCGUAUUUGAGGCUUUUGGCCAGCUGGGACCAGCACCUCGGGCUGAGGCUGUGCCCGUUGGAGAGGGUCACCCCUGCGUGCGGGCGGUGCUGCGUGCAGGAACCUGUGCUGACGCCUGGGACCACCUGGACGUGACCAGCCUGCGUGUCCCCACCUGUAGUCACCACGCCUUCGCCUAAAGCCCAAGAGAAGCUCCCACCGAGGUUCGCCCAGCGGGAAGGCCUGUGGCCACGUGAAGAGAAUUAAAGUAUUUUAUUGUUUCUAUA
Molecule: messenger RNA, 3171 nt
Organism: Eptesicus fuscus (big brown bat)
Lineage: Eukaryota; Metazoa; Chordata; Mammalia; Chiroptera; Vespertilionidae
Gene: CABLES1
Product: Cdk5 and Abl enzyme substrate 1
Exons: 10
Coding region: 204-1883 (559 amino acids)
Biological process (GO): regulation of cell cycle; nervous system development
Cellular component (GO): cytosol
Source: RefSeq, a predicted model, not a curated record